Molecule: messenger RNA, 1098 nt
Organism: Pyrus x bretschneideri (Chinese white pear)
Lineage: Eukaryota; Viridiplantae; Streptophyta; Magnoliopsida; Rosales; Rosaceae
Product: general transcriptional corepressor tupA-like
Exons: 7
Coding region: 1-1098 (365 amino acids)
Molecular function (GO): protein binding
Source: RefSeq, a predicted model, not a curated record
AUGUCUUACCAGCAGGGCUAUCAGUUCGAUUAUAUGGCGGAUGGAGGGGACAUGUCUGAUUUUGUCAAGGAUGUGGAGGAAGAAAAUCAAGGUGGAGAUAUGGGUCUUGAUGAGUAUGACAUGCUUACCAAAGUGUCAGAUACGUCAUCUGCACAAGCGAGAAAGGGAAAGGACAUUCAAGGUAUUCCAUGGGACAGAUUGAAGAUAACAAGGGAAAAAUACAGAUUGACGAGGCUAGAACAGUACAGGAAUUAUGAGAACAUCCCUUUAUCUGGGGAAGCUGUGGACAAGGAGUGCAAACAAAUGCAGCAAGGUGGAAAUUACUAUGACUUAUUCCAUAAUACAAGACUGGUUAAACCUACAAUCCUUUAUUUCCAGGUUUGGAAUUUGUCUGAGGUUCUCAAUUUUGCAGGACAUGUUGCCCCAACAGAGUCUCUUGAUAAACAAGGAAAACGCUUUUUCAGGGGUGGAAUGCAUUUCAUGGCAUCCAAUAAUGACUGCGGCAUAAGAGAAUAUGACAUGGAGAAGUUUCAGCUUUUGAAUCACUUUCGUUUCCCUUGGCCAGUGAAUCAUACAUCAAUAAGCCCAGAUUGUAGGCUUGUUGCGGUUGUUGGUGAUCAUGUAGAUGCAUUGCUCAUGGAUUCGCAGAAUGGGAAGGAUCUUUUUUCUGAUCAUGAUACUCUUACUAUUGCUAAGGUCGUUGGUCAUCUGGAUUACUCUUUUGCGUCAGCAUGGCAUCCUGAUGGUCGCAUAUUUGCCACCGGAAACCAGGACAAGACUUCCCGAGUCUGGGACAUAAGAAAUCUUUCAUUGCCAGUUGCCGUUCUGAAGAAUAACUUUGGUGCUGCUAGGUCAAUUCGCUUUUCAUCAGAUGGUCAGUUCAUGGUGGUCGUGGAACCUGCAUAUUUUGUGCAUAUAUAUAGCACAAAGGCAGAUUACAAAGGGCGGCAAGAGAUUGAUUUCUUUGGGGAGAUAUCCGGUGCAUCAAUGAGUCCUGAUGAUGAGUCUCUGUAUAUAGGAAUCUGGGACCGAACAUACGCCAGCUUGCUACAGUAUAACAGAAGGCAUACGUACGGAUAUCUGGAUUCUUAUUUUUGA